UAUGAUUGGGUCGGGUGCGAACGAGACGGGCGAUCCGAUGGCGAGGGGUCCACAAAAUCAAACCCGUUUUGAACGUAGCCUUUCGUCGCCAUUAUUGAAGUUCUGAAGCAGGCGCGAGGAUCGGCUGCAUCGGCGAAGCAAGGGAGUGCGCCCGUGUCACAACACUGUCAACGACAUACAGCGCGUCUCGAGUCCCGGGGGUCAUGGAGGUGCUCGGGGUCAAGUGGGCGCCGCUCAACACGCCGCUGCAGCGCCGCCUGCAGACGCUGUCCGUGGUGGUGUGGUUCGUGACCUUCGUGUUCGGCGGCCUCCUGGGGUGGGCGGGGCUCGCCCUGGCCGCGCUCUACACCCGCUACUGGUGGCUGGUGCUGGCCUACCUCGUCUGGAUGUACGUGGACAGGAACACCUGCGAGACGGGCGGGCGUAGGUGAGUAGAGCGGCGGGAUGGCGCGAGGGGUC
This is a messenger RNA of Frankliniella occidentalis (western flower thrips), 459 nucleotides long. Its product is annotated as 2-acylglycerol O-acyltransferase 1-like. The transcript is spliced from 2 exons. NCBI's taxonomy places the organism in Eukaryota, Metazoa, Arthropoda, Insecta, Thysanoptera, Thripidae. The coding region runs from base 204 to 431 and encodes 75 amino acids. The record is from RefSeq and is a predicted model, not a curated record.